Papilio machaon (common yellow swallowtail) is the source of this 4357-nucleotide messenger RNA. RefSeq names its product phosphoribosylformylglycinamidine synthase (gene Pfas). The record is from RefSeq and is a predicted model, not a curated record. Gene Ontology annotation, molecular function: phosphoribosylformylglycinamidine synthase activity. Bases 275 to 4270 code for a protein of 1331 amino acids. Gene Ontology annotation, biological process: 'de novo' IMP biosynthetic process. NCBI's taxonomy places the organism in Eukaryota, Metazoa, Arthropoda, Insecta, Lepidoptera, Papilionidae. The transcript is spliced from 23 exons.
AAUAACAAAAUUUGUUUGAACGAAUUUGAUCGAACCAUUUGCAAAGUUAUCGGCGAUAAAGUAAUGUAAUGUAGGUAGUAUACAAAUACAUUAAAACAAUUGCGUAAGCUAUAAGUUUGUUGAUUUAUUAUUUGUGAAUGUCGUGGUAUUAAUCAACUGAUAUAACGUGAUCUUUGACAUUGAUGCAAGAGAUUAUUGUCACACUUAUCAUAAUUUAAACUCCCGCUAAUAAUUCAGUAUAAAUUUGUUCACAGAAAGUGUAAGUUGAAGAAUCAUGUGUAUUAUACGAUUUUAUCUAGGCGAGGCGUUUAGUGCACAUAAAACAAAUGAAAUAUUACAAAAAUUAAAACUUGUGGACUCCGAUGUUUUGGCUUUAUCGACAGAACUGUGUUACCACGUGGAAGUUGAGGAGGGCAAUUUAAAUAUUAAUCAAAUUAAAGUUUUGAAAUGGCUUUUAAGUUCUCCUUUACAUCCGUACGCUUUGAGAAACGAAUCAUCUUACAAAUGCUUACAAAAUAACCAGUUAAUUAUUGAAAUAGGACCCAGAUUUAACUUUUCAACCGCUGAUUCAAGUAACUCUGUUCAAAUUUGUGAGAGUGUUGGUUUGAGAGAUGUUGUCCGUCUGGAGUAUUCCACUAGAUACCUCAUCACCUUUAAACAAGCAAAGGAUGUCUCAAAGGAGUUGUUUGAAGAAUUGGCUGCACCAUUACAUGAUAGGAUGACACAAUGUAUAUAUACAAAGGAAAAUCUUCCUCGGAACAGCUUUAACGAAGCUUUACCUAAAGAUUUGGAACCUUGGUAUGUUGUGCCUUUACAAAAAGAGGGUAUGGCUGCAAUGAAAGCUGUUAAUCAAAAAUUAGGUUUGGCUUUUGAUGAGUGGGAUAUGGAGUUCUACAUGAAUUUAUUUGUAAAUCAGUUACAACGAGAUCCGACCAGUGUUGAGUUAUUUGACCUUGCUCAGAGCAAUAGUGAACAUUCAAGACAUUGGUUUUUCAAGGGCAAAAUCAUUUUAAAUGGGAAAGAAAUAGACGAGUCACUUAUAGAUAUGGUGGCAUCUACACAAAAGACAUCAAAUAACAACAAUGUUAUUAAAUUCGGUGAUAACAGCAGUGCAAUCAAAGGUUUUGAACAUACAAAACUCAGGCCGAUUGAUGUAAGAGGGCCUUCUGAAAUAGUUCAAGAGACCACUGAGUCUGAUAUAAUAUUUACUGCGGAGACACACAAUAUGCCCACAGCGGUCGCUCCAUUCAGUGGAGCUACAACCGGUACUGGAGGAAGGAUCAGGGAUGUGCAGGGAGUGGGUAGAGGCGGACAUACAGUGGCCGGUACAGCUGGUUAUAGCGUUGGGAAUCUUCUUAUUCCAGGUUAUGAUUUACCUUGGGAAGACAAAAGCUGGAAAUAUCCAAAUAACUUUGCGAGUCCUUUGCAAAUUAUAAUCGACGCUAGUAAUGGUGCUUCAGAUUAUGGCAAUAAAUUUGGAGAACCAGUUGUAUCAGGAUUCGUCCAAUCAUACGGAUUGAAAAACGGCGAUGAUGUAAGAGAAGAGUUUGUGAAGCCCAUAAUGUUUAGCGGAGGAAUAGGAUACAUGCCACAUAGUAUGAUUAAAAAGAACAAACCUGAAAAAGGAAUGCUACUAGUGAAGGUGGGAGGUCCGGUGUACAGGAUCGGUGUGGGAGGGGGCGCGGCUUCCUCAGUGGCGGUGCAGGGCGGGGACUCCAGAGACCACGCCCUCGACUUCGGGGCGGUACAAAGAGGCGAUGCUGAAAUGGGAAAUCGUCUGAACAGGGUUGUAAGAGGUUGUCUAGAAAGUGAAAUAAACCCAGUUGAAUCAAUCCAUGACCAAGGCGCUGGUGGUAACGGCAACGUAUUAAAAGAACUAGUGGAGCCCGAGGGCGCGGUGGUGUUUACCAAGGAGUUCCAGCUCGGAGACCCCACCAUCACCACACUGGAGCUCUGGGGCGCCGAGUACCAGGAGAACGAUGCUCUACUCUGCACUAAGGAGAACCGACCUAUCCUUGAAGAUAUUUGUAGAAGAGAAAGAUGUCCAGUCUCGUUUGUUGGUGAAGUAACAGGCGAUGGUUACAUGAGUCUUGUUGAAGAUUCAUACAAAGAGGUCCACAUUCCCCGAGAGAAUAGACUAAAGCCUGAAAUACAAUCCAAGCUACCUUAUGACUUGCAUUUAGAUGCCGUAUUAGGUAACAUGCCACGUAAGGUAUUUGACUUUAAGCAAGAUAAAACGACUAAGCUGCCAUUGUCUUUGCCCAAUGACAUAACAGUAGAAGCUGCUUUAAACAGAGUUUUGCGACUCGUCAAUGUUGCCAGCAAGAGAUAUUUGACUAAUAAGGUGGACAGAUGUGUGACAGGUCUGGUGGCGCAGCAGCAGUGCGUGGGGCCGCUGCACACGCCGCUGGCGGACUGCGCAGUCAUCGCCCUCUCGCACUUUGACCUCGUGGGCUCCGCCACAUCCAUCGGCACACAGAAUGUUAAGGGUCUUUUAGACCCCGCGGCCGGCGCACGUCUGUCUCUAGGUGAAGCUUUGACUAAUCUGGUGUUUGCUGGUAUAUCAGCGUUGGAAGACGUGAAGUGCUCCGGCAACUGGAUGUGGGCUGGUAAGACAGGUGCGCAGGGCGCCGCGCUGGUGGUGGCAUGCCGAGCACUCUGCACCGCCAUGGCCGACAUCGGAGUCGCCAUCGACGGCGGCAAAGACUCCCUCUCCAUGUGCGCUAAUGUUGCCGGACAAACUGUUCGUUCCCCGGGCACUCUGGUCGUGUCGACGUACGCGCCGUGUCCGGACAUAACUGUCAAAAUAGAGCCAGCGCUGUUGCAAGAAGGUUCCGCUCUCAUACAUGUUCCAGUGACGCCCGGCAAAUAUAGAAUCGGUGGUUCAUCUUUAGCGCAGUGUUACAAGCAAUUAGGCGACAAUCCUCCAGACUUAGACGACCCCGCAACUCUUAAAGCAUUGUUCAAAACCACCCAGAAAUUACUCAAAGAAAAGAAACUUCUAUCUGGCCAUGAUAUAAGCGAAGGAGGUUUUAUAACAACAGUUUUGGAGAUGGGCAUUGGUGGAAUUCGGGGCUUAAACAUCGAUCUGUUAGUGGAAAAGGGUGUUUCAGUGAUUGACUCGUUGUUUAAUGAGGAACUCGGCAUUGUUGUGGAAGUUGCACAAAAUGACGUUGAUUAUGUACUCAAUGAGUAUAAGAAGAAUGGUGUUAUAGCUAAAGUUGUUGGUACUACUGGAAAAUAUGGGAUGCAGUCAGAGGUUGUAGUGAAAGUGAAUGGAGAUUGCGUAUUGAAUACAACUUUAGUGAAAGUGUACCGCAUGUGGGAGGAGACCAGCUACCAGCUGGAGUGUCUGCAGGCAAACUCCGACUGUGUUACACAGGAAUGGCUGGGUCUGGAAAAACGUAAAGGCAUAAAAUAUAAUGUGACAUUCGACCCAGCUGCAGCGGUUGUUAAGUCAAACUCGGUCAAAGUUGCUGUCAUAAGAGAGGAAGGUACGAAUGGUGAUAGAGAAAUGAUUGCGUCUCUGAUGAUGGCCAACUUCGAGGUAUUUGAUGUGACAAUGAGCGACUUGCAGGCGAAGAAGAUCACUCUGGAUGCUUUCAAAGGAUUGGUCUUUCCUGGUGGCUUCAGUUAUGCAGACACCCUUGGGUCUGCCAAAGGUUGGGCAGCAGGCAUACUAUUCUCUGAGAACUUGCACGCUCAGUUCGCGCACUUCAAGAACAGAGAGGACACGUUCUCUUUGGGCGUCUGCAAUGGCUGCCAGCUCAUGGCCAUGCUGGGCUGGGUCGAUGUUGAUGAUUCCAAAAACUUUGCCAACAAGACACAGAUAUUCCUCGACCACAAUCUCUCUGAAAGGUUCGAAUGCCGUUGGAGCGCUGUAAAAAUAACAGAGCGCGCUGAUGAUGUGUGGUUCCGCGGCAUGGGUGGCAGCGUGGUGGGCGUGUGGGUGGCGCACGGGGAGGGGCGCUUCGCCCUAGCCGAGCCGAGCCUGCUGCAACGCCUCAAGGACAACGGACAGCUCGCCAUGCAGUACGUGGACGACGACGGAGCACCCACUGAGGCUUACCCAAUGAAUCCCAAUGGAAGUCCCGAGGGAAUAGCGGGCGUGCGGUCCCGCGACGGACGGCACGUGGCCAUGAUGCCGCACCCCGAGCGCUGUGUGCUGCGCUGGCAGUGCCCGGCCCCGCCUCCAGCCGCUAACACACAAGCCUCGCCCUGGCUCAGGCUUUUCCAGAACGCCUACAUCUGGGCGGCUAACAAAGCUUAGGGAAAAUCAACCUUCUGUUGUAUGCAAUAAAGUUCAAAUUUUAUUUACUUGAUGUUGGGAAAAUCUUGCCAUAUUACAAAAAUUCUU